AGUACACAGAAGAGGUACCCAUGUUUUAUAGCAUCACCUUCGUACUAUUAAAAAAAUGGUUGUGUGUUCUUCAAAAAAGCGUGAGUAACAGAAAGUUUGCUUGAAUUACAUAAAUAUUUGAUAAGUUGCGUGUGGCCGUUUUUUGCAAGGAUCCAAUUGCUAAUCAGUUGGUGAUAAGUAUAUUUCUGCUUAUAUCGACCAUUUUUUCACCUCGGGAAAUUACGCCCAAAAGUAGUCAUGAACGCGUAUUUUACAGCUUUGCCUUUGUUGUUUGGAUUUGUCCUUUUAUUUGGUACUUGGAUAUGUAUACCCGUAGAAGCCAAAAAUCGCGGUAAGUAAAAAAACAACAACAACCAAAAAAACCCAAAAAAAAACGCAUUUUUUCAGAUCCACAAAAGAUGCUCCACCGAAGAACGCACCUAUUUUAAGAAUAUCAUAAAACACUCUAUCAGAUACUAAUAAAAUUGCGCCCGUGCUUGAUUAGCUCAAGUUGUAGAGCGCCGGACUGCCGUGCGUGAGUUCGAGUGUACAUCUUCAAGCCCUAGAACGGACAAACACUCAGAGUACUAAAAUAACUGGGGAGAAUGUGUUGCCUCUGCCAUAACAUUCGCAAAUGGUUAGACAUUCUAUUCUGUACUUUCUCCACCAUUCUCUCUGCACUGGUUAGUAGACGACGUUAAAGAACCCACGCACUUCUCGCAGAGAGUGGGGAACAUAACUAACUAUGUUGUGGUCUGGCCUUGUCAGUGUUUUAAACCAGCUAUGAGUAGAACUGGGCCACUCCGUCGAAAUGUUGCAACUACAUACAAUAUGUAUACACUCAAUACAUUUUCUUGGUCAACUGAUAUCAGUGGAUUUCAGAGAGAAUUCUAUAAAGGAAUACAUUAUUCAGUGAAUAUUGACUCCUCCAUGAUGUUUACAUCUGUUGAGUCAAUUUGGUCCAAAGAAGGCAACCUUUGUAAAAACCUUUUACGCAUCUAUGUGCACUUAAGAAAUCUGGUCAAACAGAGUUUAUUUGAAAAAAAAGAGGGGGGGUAAUUUUCGAAAGGAACUGUGGUGCUGAGUUAGUGGGAGGUUUUACAUGAUAAUUUGGUUUAUAAUGAUAACAGUGAAUUUGUCUAUCACUUUUAGGAUAAAAUAUUCGACAGCACUUUACCGUUUAAAACAAAGUGAAAGUUAGGAUAUCAAACUUCAAAAUAUAAAAUAGGACCUACAGAAUAUGAUGGGACCGAAUGUCAUAGAUUUUUUUUUUGAAUAAGCAUGUCUUAAACUGUUUCUGAAAAGUAACCAAGUUCGGAGCCGUUCUAAUCAACAUUGGAAGCCAAGCGAAUAUCCACUGAUCGAUAUUCUCUUGUGAAAGCUUUUUCCUCUGAGGUGGACCAGCAGAGGCAAAAGCUUGAUCAGCAAAAGUCUUGCAACUCGUACGAGGCACCUCUCAAAAAGCAAGAUUGUUGGAUCGCAGAGAGAUAGGUUUCUUUUUUCCUGAUGCGAUAAGGGAUAUCACUCACUUUGUCACGGCGAAAGAUGAGGGGCUAACGCUCGUAACGUUAGCUUUAAAGCUCUUUACGGAGGUCAAUUUACAUAUAAGCUAAGUUGAUAACACAAAAUUAACGUUUACUUGAACUUACAACAGCUCAUUGCGUAUCUCUCUUCGGUGAAAGAUCUCUCUGAGCCUCAAGUUAGAAUAAAUAAUACAGUCUUUAUUUAUGUUAGCCUCUUUUUUUAAUAAUUAUCUUCUCGCUGAGAUUAACUUAUAAUAAAUUUUACCAAAAAAAUUCUGUAAUCUGGUGGUCAGUUAAAAGUAUUUUGUUUUUCUCAUUUUUUUAAAUUUAUAAUUGUAAGUGUUGAUUCCUUUACUAUUUCAUUACCUAACUACUACAUCAUUUAAAGAGUUACUUUUUUACUUUUUUUGUUGUUGUUUUUUUACUUUUUCUGCUUUUUUUCCCCAUGUACCCCUAUCAGCAGGACUCGGGUGUCGAAGUCUACGGUUUGGACAACCAGACAACGGAUUCGCUCUCCAAGGUCACUUACUUCGUAAUAUAACGCUCAAAAUGGGAAAUGAACUCAGUGGUGACUGUAGAUACGAGUGCCUGAUGGAAAGUAAUUGUGUGUCUGUGAAUGUCGGGCCACCCGACAAGAAUGGACUCAGGGUCUGUCAAUUGAGUGAUUCUGACCAUAUUCAACAUCCCGAAGAUCUUACGGCACAGGAAGGAUUUCUUUACUGGGCUACCCAGGUGAAAUAAUAGUUACCAUGCAAAUAGAUGAAAAGAGAUCGAAGACAAAAAAAAAAGAGAGAAUCGAACGCAUAUGGUCGGCUAUUUUAACAAAGUUUAGAAGUCGUUGUUUUAGCGAAACCGCGUUUUAAGCCAUCUUCAAUUUAGUCGAAUCUUUUAUCUGAACAUUUAUUUUUGUGAAAAACGCCAAGAGGGCCGAAAGCUGAUAGUGGAAGAACAUUUAUUUAUUUCAUUCAAUCAACCCUCUGAUAGAGAAUCCUUGAGGUCCACUGCUUGCGUAAAACCGCGGUUUGGUUUAGACCUGGUGUAAAUAAGUGGCCCUUAGUGUUCAAAUUGGAGACUGAGAAUGCUCCUUUUGGUUUUCUCACUAGAAUCCGUGUUCCAGCAACCCCUGUGCCAACGGUGCAACAUGUCUCAAUGGAUUCACAGACAAGAGAUACAUUUGCCUGUGUCCACCUAAAGCCAUAGGUGAAAACUGCGAGAAUUGUAAGCAACAUUGUAACAAUUAUCGGUAGUUACCGUUUGGAAGCGUAAUCACUUUAACAUGAAAUCCUUCAAGCUAGUGAUUGUGUCAUCUAGUUGUCUAAGUGACAGAUGAAUGACAUGUCGACAACCUUAACGGAGCAUCGAAUGUUUUCUAAACGGACUACGAAUUAACAAGCACAUCAAGUACGGCAUCAAUGAUGUAAUGGUUUUUAUUAUUAUUAUGAUUUAAUUUUCAGCAUUCUCUGCGAUCUUCUCAAAUCUCGGUGCCACCGGAAGAUAUGGCCCAACAACGCUGGGCAGUCACUACACAGGUCAGGAUCAUGACAGACAAGUUACAUUGUCCAGCGGUAUUCAACAGUGGACUGUGCCUUACACUGGUGACUACAGAAUAGAAGCAAUAGGAGCAGCAGGAGGGUACGAUUCACACCCUAAUAGCCCUCAGUAUCGAGGAAGAGGAGCGAGAAUGAUCGGAACGUUCAGUAUGAUUAAAGAUGAGAUCAUUCGUAUCCUUGUGGGACAGGAAGGGGGCUCUAAAGAUCAUGACUGGAGUUCUGGCGGUGGUGGAGGAACAUUCGUUGUCAGACAAAACAACACGCCUUUGAUAAUAGCUGGAGGUGGAGGAGGUCUGCAUUACUUGACAAAACGGCAUCCAGGGUGUGACGCUAGUACAAACACAACGGGGAAUCCUGGGUACAGAUCAACAGGGUCAGGCGGAAUCGGUGGCCUUGGCGGGCAGAGUGGUAAUUCCAGCGACGCAGGUGAGGGAAUUUCCGGGGGCCUCGCGAGCUGGAGAGCGAAACAGGCGAGAAAGAGGUCCGCUAGAGAAAGCCUGCAGACUUCUCGACACCUCACCCCACCCACACCUCGACUUUCGGGAAACUUUCUGGAAAGCCAGAGGUGUACUUGUCUCAGCAGCAUUUAUGAAAGCUUGCUCGUAGGCUAUGGGAACACCACAUUCAGAAUGAAUAAAAAAAUUCGAUUCUUGCUUAUGGAAAGUGACAUCCGUAUUAUAAAAUUCAGGGAGGAAUCUUCUCCCACUAAACGAUUCGUUUAAAUAAGAUAAUAUCAGUUAUUAUUGUUAAAAAGAACCUUUUUGGUAUAAAUGGUUUCAUUUCAUUUAUUUAGCGAUUUGUUAAUAUCUUUUUUUCUAUCAUUUUUAUCUUUUUGUCUGUUUAAGUUGAAUUCCCUUUUUAUUCUUUUAGGCGGCAGCGGUGGAGGCUUUUUUUCCAACGGAACGGAUGAGAACGCAGAUGGUGGCAGAGGAUUUCUUCAGGGAGGAGUGGGGGGCAAAGGCAAUGCGUUAAAAGCCGACGGUGGAUUUGGGGGAGGAGGAGGAGCUUACGGAGGAGGGGGUGGUGGUGGGUAUUCUGGCGGAGGUGGCGGAGAGAUGAACAAAGAUUCAUGUGGAGGAGGGGGUGGCUCUUUCAACUCAGGAAAGGAACAGAAAAAUGAGUGUUGUUACCAAUCUGAUGGACCUGGUCAGGUUACGAUAACAUUACUGUGA
Messenger RNA from Pocillopora meandrina, 4224 nucleotides. Lineage: Eukaryota; Metazoa; Cnidaria; Anthozoa; Scleractinia; Pocilloporidae. The record is from the annotation of a GenBank genome assembly.